This is a messenger RNA of Musa acuminata AAA Group (dessert banana), 1982 nucleotides long. Its product is annotated as probable mitochondrial adenine nucleotide transporter BTL3. Gene Ontology annotation, biological process: transmembrane transport. Bases 122 to 1540 code for a protein of 472 amino acids. The transcript has 3 exons. Lineage: Eukaryota; Viridiplantae; Streptophyta; Magnoliopsida; Zingiberales; Musaceae. The record is from RefSeq and is a predicted model, not a curated record.
UCAUUCCGCCAUCUCUCUCUCUGAUUGCCUGCUCCUCCUCUCUCCUAGUGCUAACUCUAACCCUAGAAAACCCCUCCCAUUCUUGUAGUUUCUCACAUCCAGUGGUAUCAGUCUCGCGGCGAUGCACGAGCUGGAGGUCCGUUUCCACGGUUCCAUACACCCCAGGAUCUGCAUCCCGGACGAGGCCUCGGAUCCGCCGCCUCUCUUCGCCGCCGGAGGCUGCCUCUUUCUCGAGCCCUAUGCGUCCGAAUCUCUGGUUCGAUCGCGGUGUUCCCGCGGAAAGGCGGUCCCUUUGGGCGGAAUCAGGUGGGAAGGGGCUGGCGUGGUGAAUGGGUUCGUGUCGGUGAGCUUGUCGGUGAAAGGGAGCGAAGGCCUCGUGCGGGAGUCGGUGGAGUUGUUGGGGAAGGUGGAGGAGAGGAGGUCGGAGGCGCCGGCAUUGGAGGGGGAGGAUGAGAGGAGGUUGGAGACUGUGGCAUCGGAUGGGAAGGUGGAGGAUGGAGUGUUGGUGGUUCUGGGGGAGGAGAAGAAGAACAGGGACAAGAAUGGUUGGUUGCAGGAGGAAAGAACCGGUGUGAUGAACACCACCAAGCAUCUUUGGGCUGGAGCUGUCGCUGCAAUGGUUUCGAGAACUUUUGUUGCUCCUCUUGAGAGGCUAAAAUUGGAGUAUAUGGUUCGUGGUGAACAGAGCAAUCUAUUUGCCCUCAUUAACAAAAUUGCAACCACCCAAGGUUUGAAGGGCUUCUGGAAAGGAAACAUGGUCAACAUUCUUCGUACUGCUCCUUUUAAGGCAAUUAACUUCUACGCAUAUGACACAUAUAGAAAGCAGCUACUUGAAUUAUCUGGAAAUGAAGAGACCACAAACUUUGAGCGGUUCGUUGCUGGUGCUGCAGCUGGCAUUACAGCAACUAUUCUUUGCAUACCAAUGGACACAAUUCGAACGAAGAUUGUAGCUCCUGGAGGUGAAGCCUUUGGUGGUGUUAUAGGUGUUUGUCGGCACAUGGUUCAAACAGAAGGAUUCUUUUCUCUUUAUAAGGGACUUGUUCCAUCUCUCAUUAGCAUGGCACCUUCAGGUGCAGUUUUUUAUGGUGUCUAUGAUAUAAUGAAGGCAGCUUAUCUGCAUUCACCGGAAGGGAGGAAGAGGUUGGCUUUAAUGACACAACAGGGUGAAGAAGUGAAUGCAUUGGAUCAACUAGAGCUGGGAUCCACAAGGACAUUGUUGUAUGGGGCCAUCGCUGGUGCUUGUGCUGAAGCUGCCACAUAUCCCUUUGAAGUGGUCAGGCGACAAUUGCAGAUGCAGGUUCGAGCAAACAAAUUGAAUGCUUUGGCAACAUUUAUGAAGAUAGUUGAGCAAGGUGGCAUCCCUGCACUGUAUGCUGGCGUGAUUCCCAGCUUGUUACAGGUACUCGUACUGUGUAUUUUCAGAAUCUUCUCAUUGUUUUCCGUAUCAAUCUGUGAUAAGGUAUUAUUUUCAGAAUCUUCUCAUUGUUUUCCCAGGUCCUGCCAUCUGCUUCCAUUAGCUACUUCAUAUAUGAGAUUAUGAAGAUAUUGCUGAAGGUGGAGUGAGUAAGUACUAACUCAAUCGCUCAUCACAAUUUAAAGCAUUUGGGGUGACUAUUUCUUUUUUCCCCUCUCUGUCCUCUUCUUUUAUUACUCUUUUUCUCUAAUGGACCAUAAAUGAGACAUUACCUUGGCAAGAUAUAGUUCACCCUGGAAUCAAAUUGUUUACCCUCCUGUAUUCCAAGGAGGGGCAUUCAGACUCUUUUACAUUCUAUGGAGUACAGCAAUGGCUUUGGUUUCAUAGUAUGUUAAAACCUGUCAAGUUUGUCUUCCCCCUCCUUUUGAGUUCAUAAUUUGUUCCACAUCUUCAUCUAUCAUCUGCAUGUAUUAGCAAUGACAAUGCUCCUCUGUGGCAUAUGAUGGAUUAAUGAGUGGUUUGCCCACUUGCCCUCAUUUAGCUACAAGCUCUAGUUAAAAUUUUUACA